Messenger RNA from Fibroporia radiculosa, 942 nucleotides. RefSeq lists its product as uncharacterized. Gene Ontology annotation, cellular component: nucleolus; small-subunit processome; box C/D methylation guide snoRNP complex. The coding region runs from base 1 to 942 and encodes 313 amino acids. Gene Ontology annotation, biological process: box C/D sno(s)RNA 3'-end processing; rRNA methylation. The record is from RefSeq and is a predicted model, not a curated record. The transcript is spliced from 5 exons. Lineage: Eukaryota; Fungi; Basidiomycota; Agaricomycetes; Polyporales; Fibroporiaceae. Gene Ontology annotation, molecular function: RNA binding; rRNA methyltransferase activity; histone H2AQ104 methyltransferase activity.
AUGGCAUUUGGAGCUUCAGGCGGUCGCGGCGGAUUUGCUGGGCGAGGCGGGGGACGCGGUGGGGCUCGUGGUGCCCCAAGAGGAGGUAGGGGGGGUGGCAGAGGUGGUGCAAUGAGAGGCGGAGGAAUUGCCAAGCGCGGUGGAGAUAGAGGACGAGGAGGUGGACGAGGGGCUCGAGGUGGUGGUCGCGGAGGCAGAGGCGGCGCAAGGGGGGGUGCUAACGUCGUGCUGGAGCCCCACAGACAUCCUGGGAUCUUCAUCGCGAAAGGCAAGGACAGUAUGCUGGUGACGAAGAACCUCGUUCCUGGAGAGGCAGUUUAUGGCGAGAAGCGGAUAUCAAUUGAUGGUGGUGUCGAAGGGACGAAGGUCGAAUAUCGCGUUUGGAAUCCGUUCCGCAGUAAGCUGGCAGCUGGUGUCCUGAAUGGACUGGACCAGUUCUACAUUGGUCCCGGCAAGAAAGUCUUGUAUUUGGGCGCCGCCAGCGGAACCAGUGUCAGCCAUGUAGCGGACAUUGUUGGACCGGAGGGCAUUGUCUAUGCAGUAGAAUUCUCUCCUCGAUCAGGUCGUGACCUUAUCAACAUGGCGAAAAAGCGAACGAAUGUCAUUCCUAUUGUCGAAGAUGCUCGCAUGCCUCAGAAAUAUCGGAUGCUUCUAUCGUCGGUCGACGUCGUUUUUGCCGAUGUUGCCCAACCUGACCAAGCACGGAUUAUCGCCCUCAAUGCCGAAUACUUUUUGAAAAAUGGGGGCCAUGUCGUCAUUUCCAUCAAAGCAAGCUGUAUCGACUCUACUGCGCCUCCUAGUGUUGUCUUUGCCCGGGAAGUACAAUUCCUCAAAGAAAACAAGUUAAAACCGCUAGAACAGGUCACACUGGAACCUUAUGAACGUGAUCAUGCAAUGGUGUCAGGUGGGGUCCCUUCUCUUCAAUUUUCUGCGUCUUUCUAA